Gracilinanus agilis (Agile Gracile Mouse Opossum) is the source of this 971-nucleotide messenger RNA. RefSeq names its product gamma-glutamyl hydrolase (gene GGH). Lineage: Eukaryota; Metazoa; Chordata; Mammalia; Didelphimorphia; Didelphidae. Gene Ontology annotation, molecular function: gamma-glutamyl-peptidase activity. Gene Ontology annotation, cellular component: vacuole. The transcript is spliced from 8 exons. The record is from RefSeq and is a predicted model, not a curated record. The coding region runs from base 1 to 891 and encodes 296 amino acids. Gene Ontology annotation, biological process: tetrahydrofolylpolyglutamate metabolic process.
AUGGGGAGCCCUUGGCAGCGUCUAUGCACGCUGGGAACUGUCCUCCUUUGCAUCGUGAGGGGCGACGUGCUCCCGGAGGGCAUCAACAGGAGGCCAAUCAUUGGAAUAUUGGCACAAACUAGCCACAUGAAAGACCUUGGAAAGUAUUACAUUGCUGCUUCAUAUGUAAAAUAUCUGGAAUCUGCAGGUGCAAGAGUUGUGCCAAUCAGGAUACUUUUACCCGGUGGAGGUGUCGAUCUUCAGACUUCUAAAUAUAGCCAUGUAGCCCGACUGUUUUAUGACAAAGCCAAGCAGGCUUUUAAAAGAGAAGAUUAUUUUGCCAUUUGGGGAACGUGCCUUGGAUUCGAAGAGCUUACUGUCUUAACCAGUGGGAAACUAUUACUAACUCAGACCAACACUUCUGGAAUUGCUUUGCCAUUAAACUUUACUAAAGCAAUAAAUGAAAGUAGGAUGUUUCAGAAUUUCCCUAAGGAUUUACUAGAGGCACUGGCAACAGAACCCAUAACUUCAAAUUUUCAUACGUGGAGCCUUUCCUUGAAGACUUUUAUGGAGAAUAAGGAGCUAAGUGAAUUUUACAAGGUUUUAUCUACAAAUACAUAUAAAGGCAUCGAAUUUGUCUCCACAAUGGAAGCAAAAGAUUACCCAAUUUAUGGUGUCCAGUGGCAUCCAGAGAAGAAUGCUUUUGAAUGGAAGAAUUUAAAAGGUUUAGUCCAUUUACCCGUAGGUAUUAAAAUGUCAUUCUACCUGGCAGACUUCUUUGUAAAUGAAGCUCGAAAAAGCCACCAUCGUUUUGCAAGUAAAGAAGAAGAAGAAAAGGCAUUGAUUUAUAAUUAUAAUCCUGUUUUCACUGGGAAUUUUUCUUCAUUUCAGCAAUGCUAUUUUUUUGAUUGAAUGUCCUUGGAAAGUUUUGUUAGAACCACAGUGAUUUGUAAAUGGAGUCAUUAAACUGUUGUUAUUCAUGUCAGUGGCAA